Messenger RNA from Dibothriocephalus latus, 516 nucleotides. NCBI's taxonomy places the organism in Eukaryota, Metazoa, Platyhelminthes, Cestoda, Diphyllobothriidea, Diphyllobothriidae. The record is from the annotation of a GenBank genome assembly.
UCGACUGAGGAGUCCUUGAAGACGGCGAGCGACUUAUAUGCGUCCACUGACAACUUCGAUACCGAAACUAAGAAGGGGUGUUGUGAUGGUAUGUUGGUGAAAUGCAACGGGGAAAGGCUCGCGCAGAUAACCCCAGUUGCCUGGAUGAUUCUCUUCGGAGACAGCGUUCACAACAUGAUGGAUGGACUAACCAUUGGGGCGGGGUUCACUCAAAGCCUCUCUAUUGGAAUAACGCUUUGUAUUAGUAUAAUGCUGGAAGAGCUGCCUCACGAAUUUGGGGACUUCGCGAUCCUCCUUUCCGCAGGAUUUUCCGUCAAAUGGGCAUUAAUCUGCAACUUUCUGUCCUCGUGUUCCGCCUACAUUGGCCUCAUUAUCGGGCUGGCUAUUGGUGAAGUCCCAUCCGGAGCGACGGUGGUAUUCGCUCUGACUACGGGUUUCUUCCUUUAUAUCAGUCUCUCCGAUAUGGUGAGAAGGCCGCUUACGCUUCAGAAUUCUUACAGUAAAAUGUUAAAAUAA